Molecule: messenger RNA, 654 nt
Organism: Peronospora matthiolae
Lineage: Eukaryota; Oomycota; Peronosporomycetes; Peronosporales; Peronosporaceae
Source: the annotation of a GenBank genome assembly
AUGCUGUUGCAUACCAUUGGCAUCAAGUGGGUAUUCAAGAUCAAGCGGAAAGCUGAUGGAUCCAUCGAGAAAUACAAGGCGCGUCUCGUGGCAAAAGGGUUCAAGCAGAAAUAUGGCAUCGACUACACGGAGACGUUUUCGCCGGUAGUCAACUUUCCUAUACGGAGAAAUGAAGAGCAGGUAUUCUGCGCGAUCCCAGAAGGGGUCGAAGUUGAUGAAGACUUUGACUGCUUUGAACUGGUCAAGGCGAUCUACGGACUAAAACAAGCAUCGCGUAUUACAAGUGGCGAGUGCGUGCUUUUGCUGGUAUACGUCGAUGAUGUGUUGGUGACUGGCAGCUCAACCGAACCGAUUAUGCGCAACAAGAGUGACUUAAAGGCGCGUUUCGAAAUGACCGACAGUGGGAAGUGCGCAUUCGUGUUGGGCAUCGAGCUGGUGGACAACGACGACGGCAGCGUGACGAUGUGCCAGCGACGCUACGUGGAAGAUGUUCUCAAGCGUUUUGGCAUGAGCGACUGCAAAGCCGUCACCAGCCCAACAGACAUCAGUUCUCGACUCAUACCAAGUACCGCAGCAACUAAAAUCGACGCCCCGUUUCGUGAAGCAGUAGGCGCUCUGAUGCACUUGAUGACCGCGACACGACCGGACUGUUGA